AUCGUUUUCUUCUUAACCCAUUUACAGACGGACCCGACACAAAGAAAAGUCGGGGAACGAACGCGAACACAACCAAAUAAUGCCUUCGAAGACCUCCGCUCCGGCGGACUCCAUCCCCUACACCGCCGUCCCCACCGUAUACCCUCACAACGUGAUCGUCCUCCCUCACUACCGCCCUCCUCGACCGAACCCAACCCUCCUCUUCCUCCGCCGCUGCUCCGCCUUCGCCGCCGUCGCCCUCCUCCUCUCUGCCGCCCUCUUCUUCCUCUACCCAUCCGACCCGCACAUCACGGUCGCCCGGGUCGGGCUCAACCACAUCCAGGUCCAUUCCUCCCCGAAGCUCACGCUGGACAUCUCGUUGUCCCUCACCGUCAAGGUUCGGAACCCAGAUUUGUUCUCCCUCGACUACGAUUACCUCUCCGUGUCGAUCGGGUACAGAGGGCGGCAGCUCGGCGUCGUGAGGUCGCUCGGCGGCACCGUCAAGGCGAGAGGGUCGUCGUAUGUUAAUGCGACGCUUAAUUUGAAUGGGCUCGAAUUCUUUUUGGAUGCCUUCUACUUGAUCGAGGAUUUGGCCAAAGGAGUCGUCCCUUUCGAUACGAUGACCACGGUCAACGGCGAUCUUGGGCUCUUGUUCUUCGAGAUCCCUAUCGAGGGGAAAGUAUCCUGUGAAGUUUAUGUUAGCACAAGCAACCAGACCGUUGUACGUCAAAAUUGCUACCCUCUGUGACAUGAGAAGCCAUGCAUCAUCAGCAGAGGGCAAGGCUUGUCAAACCCGGAGUAAUUAUGGCGUCCAAUGUACGUGAAGCCUGAUCCUUUUUGUCACCUGUUGGGUAGAAGAGCAAAUUCCAGCUUCUCCUUCACCAAGGGCUUUGCAUACUGUACAGGUGUGUUGUUUUAGACUCGUCGUAGUUAAGCUUCGUGGUCACUGCCUAAUGACGGCCUUCGGUGUUUCAUUGAUUCGGAUGGAUGCAAACUGAUGGAUAUUAUGCGAGACAACUUUCUGUACAUAUACUGAAUUACUCAUAACUGAUUUUUAAGUCUGUUGGGAUGCAAACUGAUGGAUAUUAUGCGAGACAACUUUCUGUACAUAUACUGAAUUACUCAUAACUGAUUUUUAAAAGGAAUCACGGGUUCCACAAUCUUGUCCAAAUACUGGUUUUCAUUUGUUUUUCUUUUUGAAGAGGUAUAUGGUAUGUUGAAGUCUCCAUUGUUGAUGGUUCUUUGCGGGAAUCAUCUUUUCUUCUUCUCACGGGAUCAGAAUCAGUCCUUUUCAGAACCAAGAAGCAAAAUUUGCACUGAUCUAAAGUAGUACUGCACACUCCCCUUUGUUUGGAUCAUUCGAAAAUUAUUUGAUGAAUUAUUGCAGUAUCGGAAUAAAGUGCCGAACAAUUUAUGGCAUCAUCUCUGUUUGAGAUCCUAAAACUUUCUCACAUUGGCGACGGAAUAUGGCAUCCAUUCCAAAGGACGCCGGCGAUUUAACUUGCUAACAUGCGGCAAAUUCUUCAAUUCCCUGCAUUUGGAAUCUCAUUCCUUCCUUCUUAAAAGCCCCUUUAGCUAAAGUCAUCUUCAUUUCCAAUCAACCCAUAACUUCCUUCGAAUUGAGAGAAUUCAUUAAUCAACAGAUGGGUGAUACACUGAUACUGAAACCUUAAGAGCAGGGAUUAUAGAGUAUUGAACAGCUCGGUCUGCCUGGAAAGGAUUUGGGCUUUGCCUUUCUUCACAAAGAUUCACCAAUGGCAUCCCCUGCCAUUUCCAUAGUUGCUAUAUGCACCUAUCCAUUCAAGCUUCAGUUUUUCAUCAUGGAUGUCCUGUUUUUAAUGACAGAGAUUUUCUCUUGUUCUGUGAUUAGAAGAACAGAGAAGAUAAGAUAGCAAAUAACAGCAUGUAAUUGGUCUCUGAUUUUAGCAUACUUAUACAAACAACGCUGUCUUGAUCAUGUGCAUGCUUCUGCAGUGGCGGUAGCCAUUGAUCUGCUGGCUGCGGCGCCCCAUACAUAAACAGCUCGAUGAUACCUGCACCGGAACGACCCCGGGUGCGUCGUCGGCGAACACACGCACCACCUCAUCAUCCCACCACCGCCUCCUCCCUCUCCACCACCGGCGAUUAUAACUCUCUCUGCUGCCUCCCCUGCAUCCUCCGCCACAUGACCACCAAUCCCCUGCACCAGAUGAUGAUGAUGACAGCGGCCAAACGCAGGAGGAGGGACAACUUGGAGACACAUCUCUCUGUCUCUCCUAUUGUCGAGGAAUGGAAAGGAUGUGAAGAAAGCCAACUUAUGGGUUUCUUUAAAAGAGAAUGAUAUGGGGGGGAGAAUCUCUGCCUCUGGAAGAGAAAUGGCCAAUGGGACGUUGUUGAUGCGAAGAAGCAAAGGAGAAAAAACGGAAAGUGACUGCCAGGCCAAUUUCCCGAAUCCACCACGAUCGAGAGGAAGGAAGGAUGGAAAGGUUUUGAUCCCUGUGGAUUGUUGUAUUCCUUCAUGGAAAGAGAGGGCCGUGCUUUUGUUCCUUAUCUGUGUGGCCUGAUCCCGCCUAGAGCUGUGCUCUCCACAGAAGCAAAAGCAGAGAGGCCAAACAUUUCAGUUGAUUUAGGAGGAGCCACCGCCGAACAAAUUGUGAUAUGUGGAUAGAUGUGAUGGGAGAGUGAUGCACCAACGCAGAUAUACCGAUCAAGUGGCCUAACGGCCGCCGCUAUAAUGAAAGCUGAGGCCACGCUCUUUCUCAUCUCAUUGUGGGCUUGACGGCUUUGGACAGGUGGCGCCAUGGAUGCUUCCACCUGGCGGUACAGUGAUGUCUGGACUGAUCGAUGCAUUCGUGGCCUUAAACAAUUCUAUCCGCUUUCCUUUUGCUGCUUUUUUAUGUUCUGAUAGUUGGACGUAUCUUUAUGCAUGGGUUUUUUUCUCUAAUUGGUGGAAGAGCUAGUUUCGGCUUCUCGUACGGGAGAGAUACUUAAAUUCAGAAUGUUGUGUUUGUUAGGAGU
Molecule: messenger RNA, 2976 nt
Organism: Linum tenue
Lineage: Eukaryota; Viridiplantae; Streptophyta; Magnoliopsida; Malpighiales; Linaceae
Source: the annotation of a GenBank genome assembly